AUGGCAAGGCAAGCAAUUUUCUUGGCCAUUCUGGCUUGGGGGCACUGUGGUGCAACAAACUUAAAACGCAUCCAAGCUCAUGUGGCGCCUUCUAAACUUCAUAUUAUUGGCGGAGAUGAAGUAGUACCACAUUCCGUCCCGUACCAAGUUGGUCUAAAAAUCAACGGAAAUGCAUUCUGUGGAGGAGCCCUUAUUUCACCAAAUUAUGUCCUGACAGCAGCUCAUUGUGGUAAAGUGAUUAGAUCAGUCGAUGUGAUUUUGGGCGCUCAUAACAUUUCUAAUCCCUCUGAAGAUACACAAGUUACAAUCGCUGGUAGUAAAAUCACCAAUCACGAAAACUACAAUUCUGGGAAUUAUCGCAACGAUAUUUGUCUGAUUCAGUUAUCACAACCAGCCCCUAUUAAUGACAAUAUCCAAGUAGCUAAACUACCACCGAGUAGUGAUUUGGAUAAAAGUUAUUUUGACGAAACGGUCACAGCGACAGGUUGGGGGUUAAUUAAGGACGUUCCUUUUCCAACCACCAAAGAUAUGUCUGAUGUUCUUAUAAAAGUUGAUGUCAAAGUUUCAAAUAUAACGGAAUGUGGAAUGUACUAUAAUGAUGAUGACGAUACUUAUGUUGUUGAUACGAAUCUCUGUACCUCGGGGUAUAGAAAUAAAGGAACGUGUAAUGGAGAUUCUGGCGGGCCUUUGAGUCUGGAUGGGGUGCUUAUUGGAGUUACUUCUUUUGGGACACUACUGUGUGAAAUGUGUAGUCCUUCAGUGUAUACGAAAGUUGUGAAUUACCUUGACUGGAUUGCUGCAAAUUCUGACGUCAAAACUUUUUAA
Tribolium castaneum (red flour beetle) is the source of this 825-nucleotide messenger RNA. It is a transcript of the gene P38, whose product is annotated as serine protease P38. Gene Ontology annotation, molecular function: serine-type endopeptidase activity. Gene Ontology annotation, biological process: proteolysis. Lineage: Eukaryota; Metazoa; Arthropoda; Insecta; Coleoptera; Tenebrionidae. The record is from RefSeq and is marked provisional.